Folsomia candida is the source of this 1724-nucleotide messenger RNA. Its product is annotated as geranylgeranyl pyrophosphate synthase. The record is from RefSeq and is a predicted model, not a curated record. Gene Ontology annotation, biological process: isoprenoid biosynthetic process. Lineage: Eukaryota; Metazoa; Arthropoda; Collembola; Entomobryomorpha; Isotomidae. Bases 398 to 1504 code for a protein of 368 amino acids. Gene Ontology annotation, molecular function: prenyltransferase activity. The transcript has 4 exons.
CUGAUUUUCAUUAGCGUGUAUUUAUAACAAUUUUUCCACUAGUACAUGAAUAUGUAGCAGCGUCAUAUUGUCAUGAUUUCUUCCUCGAUUGCAAAACCCAAGUGAUUUCCCGUCUAAUGUUUUGACUCGAAUCUUGUAAAAUUAGUCAAUUCGAAUUUUAAUGCUAGUCAACAAUAUUUGUUCCUAAAUACGUCAUUACAUAUAUUUACAAACUACUAAGAAAUUUGUAAAAACUCCAGUCUUGCUAUGUGGAAAAUUGUUACGAAGUUUGACAACAACAAUAUAGUGGUUAAAAUGUAUAAAAGACGGCAAUUCGCCAUUGAAAUCACUUAGCAAACCCUAUAAGAAAAUUACAAUUGCACUUUUAACUAAAAGUUCCAUUCUUAUAUUUAUCAAAAUGCCCCCACAGAAAGACGGUCUUUGUUACCCCACAGGUCACGACGGUGUGUUUGGCUCUCCCCCAAAGUUUGGGCACAUUAUCACCGCACAAAAACCCUCCCUUCCUGACGAGAAUCACAAUUACAACAAAAAAUACGACGACAUAAUUCUCCAACCGUUCGACUACUAUUUGCAACUCCCAUCCAAAAAUAUCAGGAAGCGGAUCGCAGAUAUUUUCAACUAUUGGUACAAGUGCGAGCCCAACGAGCUGGACGAGAUGAGCAAAGCGAUGCAGGAUUUACAUAAUGCGAGCUUAAUAAUUGACGACAUUGAAGAUGGAUCAGAUCUUCGCCGCGGUAAACCCGCAGCUCAUAUCCGUUACGGAUUACCGCUCUCUUUGAAUGCCGCGAACUACGUCUACUUCGAGGCCAUGAAACGUAUCGUGGACGCCAAGGGACUUGGGGCUGGUCCAGAAGAGAAACUGAAAGCCGUGAUGGACUUCAUUAACGGUAUGAUGCUCAUGCACGUGGGACAAGGGAUGGAAAUAUUUUGGAGGGACGAAAACCUCAAACUUGAUCAUUCCGAUGUGGCCAAUAUUUUCAAAAAUAUUCCGACAGAGGAAGAAUAUUUCAAAGUGAUUGUGCAAAAGACAGCCGAACAAUUUUCAAUGCUUGCUGACAUGCUAAAAGACAGGAGCAACACGUUAUACAAAGAUAAGGCUGCCUUAUCCACGUACGAGUUAGCACAAACCAUGGGCUAUCAUUUCCAAAUCAGGGAUGAUUUGCUUAACCUCAUUUCAAACACGUAUGAAGCUGGAAAAGGCUACUGUGAAGAUAUUACGGAAGGAAAGUACAGCUUCCCCAUCAUUUAUGCCCUCAAUCAGUAUAAAGAUCAGGGCCCUGCUGGUUUGCAGAAGGCGUCUCGGCUUUUGCAAAUUAUGAGAAUGCGCACCACCGAUCUCGACUUAAAGAAGGAGGCAUUUCAAAUUAUUCAAGAAUCUGGAGCGUUCGAAUAUACGAAACGGAUUUUGAGAGUGUACCACAAAAAGAUUGGGAGAGAGGUCUUGAGACUUGGGGGAAAUCCAGUUUUCAGGAAAUAUAUUGACAUCUUUUCCGAAGUGAUGUAAAAUAUGGUGAUGAGACACUUUUUUGGAUGGCGUAUUAUGACAAGAAAUGUUUCAAAGUAUUAAAAACUGAAUAUUUAAUUAUAAAUGGUACUUUAUUAGGAGCGUUUACGACCACUCCAGAACCUACUGGCCAGUGGCUUGGAAAUGGAAAUACAAUGUCGUAAAAAGAAUAGAAUUAAAAAAUUAACUCAAUUAAUUAAAAUAAAUUUUUAAUUAAAAC